Molecule: messenger RNA, 2568 nt
Organism: Siniperca chuatsi (mandarin fish)
Lineage: Eukaryota; Metazoa; Chordata; Actinopteri; Centrarchiformes; Sinipercidae
Gene: tdgf1
Product: teratocarcinoma-derived growth factor 1
Exons: 6
Coding region: 304-897 (197 amino acids)
Source: RefSeq, a predicted model, not a curated record
UACUGCUUCAAGACUGACCAAGGGGAGUUUGCAUUUCUCGUUUGUUGUUAAUCGGUGGUGGGCGAAGAAACAGCAAAGUGAACUCGCUCAGGGCAGGAACUUUAAUUCUGGACUUUUAUCUUCUUGUGACUUUUGCGAAUCUCCGUUUUUACUGUUUUGGAAAUAUUUUUUAUUUAGUUUUCAUUCAGAUAUUCUGAUUUGUGUGGGGAAAGUGUUGUAGUUGUAUUUAUCCAGGGCACGGUUCCGUUUGGCAGUUGGCUCGCUUUGAAUCCAGUGUUUUUGAGACUGAACAAUCUCCGUGAAAUGAGUCGGACGCAGCUGCUCAGCCUUGUGUGGUGUGCGGUGAUGUGUGUCCGCUGUGCUGCUGCGCCGCCUGCUUCAGGCUGUGAGGGAGACAAGUGCAGCAGAAGCCAGACCUCCUCUUCAUCCUCUUUAUCUUCUUCUUUGGUGGUGAAAUCCCAGCAGCCCUCCCAGGACUUCCUGGGUCAGUUUACCCAAAUGAGCUCACCAAACAGUGGGGACCAUAAACACCGCGACGCCAGCGCGGUCCUGCCCUUCAUCGGCCUCACAGGCAGUGCUGAGCAGAGUCGUAGCUGCUGUAAGAACGGAGGAACCUGUAUCCUGGGCAGCUUCUGCGCCUGCCCUCCGUUCUUCACCGGGAGGAGCUGCGAGUACGACCAACGCAUCAGGAGCUGUGGUUCAAUUCCUCAUGGUGAGUGGGUUCAGAAAGGAUGCUCCUACUGUCGCUGUGGUUACGGCGUUCUGCACUGCUUCCCUCACGUCUUCCAUAAAGACUGUGAUGAGUCAGAAGAGGUGCGUUGGUAUCGUUCGUCAGCUGUUCGGACCGGCUGCCUCCUGUAUCUGACGCUGUUUCUUCCCCUGCUUCUCCUCCUCUGAUGGUUUUUAAAAACUUAAUGCUGGACACAAACACCAGGAUUUAUGUGAAACAGUGAGCUGUGGACUCAAGCUGCUUCUUCAGAACUAACUCAGUUUCCAAACCCAAUUGGAGUUUCAUAUGCUUUUAGAAAAUAUUUAUUGUAUUUUGUCCAAAUGGUACAGUAGUGGAGGAGUAAAAGAUUGUUUGAAAAGGGGAAAUCAGGAGUUGUUCCUUCAUAAGUGAGGACAUGUCGCUUUCAAGUAUCUUUGGUUUAUGGGAACCUUCUGCGAUGUUGUGGUUUAUCGGGACGCACCAGAGGUCUUCCACGCUGAGCUGUUCAUUCCUGCAUCCUAUUUCAGGCUCCUUUUUUGAAGGAUGAGCCUACAGUAUGAAAUGUGUGGGGAUCUUUUUGAGGACAGGGUUGAAUGGACUUGAGCCUACUGCUAUACUACUGGACCAAUUUUCAAGAAUUUAGUUAACUCUAAGUUGACCAGUCAGUUUCUUCAAACAAGGAAAACAAUUCAACUAGUGCACCUGAAUUAAUUCCAGUUUUGCCCAAUGCAGUUCCACUUGUUUCAAGAAAUUUUUAGAAAUGAGUGUAAAUAUCUUCUAAUUAGAUCACUGACAAAUGAACAUUUUGGGAUUCAGUACUGAAUGGUUAAAACAGAACUUAUUAGUGUUAAUUGUAAUAAAAACCGUGGAAGUCAACAGACCCAAAAUAUAACAAUAUAUAUAUCAUGUUCAGUCUGUGUUUAAAACCUCUAAAGCGAAUCAGCAGUGAGCACAGCAGCGUCUGAAGUUCAUCUUGUCCAAACUCUGCUUCUUAAAACUUUUCCUUCCAGUGGAAGGUCAUCUGUGUGCCUAUGAUGUCUUGAAGAGUAAAAUGUAUGUGAAGGAAGCUGUACAUAAGAUUUUUAUGAAAAGUAUGUUUUUGUAAUUUUGGGAUGUGUAGCUUCAAAGGUACAAUGUGUAAUUGCUGGCCACGUGCUCCAAACAAAUAGGGGGCAGCAUUGUGCAAGAAUUGCAUGAUUUACUAAUUGCAGUGAUGACACUGUUUUUGUACAAGAUUUUGUACAAUUAGACAUGCGUAAUAAACUUUGCAAUGUCCUCAAAUGUAUAGCAAACUUUCCAAACUUCCAGUCUUGCCUCUUCUCAUAACAGCAAUGCCAAGUGGUUACAAUAUAGUGAACUGAUCAACAUUUUUUCAGUCUGUCUACUACUGGGUCCAUACAAUCUCAAUUUACAGUUAUCAGUUAUUUAAAAAAGCCAACUACUAAAUUACAGCAGGGCAAGAAUACGCAAAAUUCGACCAAACUGCUGAAAGUCUGAGAGCCGGUCAAAAUAACACUGCUAUCUUAUAGGCAUCGGCCUAUACUUUACAGCUUGCUUAGCUCAGUUUUACCAAGACCAUAGUAGCCAGUCAUAGUAGACAGUCACAUCAAAACCAUAUAUCGGCGCCAUUUGGAAUGUUUUUCCGUACAGUUUGUGUUAUUAGUUGCACUAAAGAUAUGUUUCUCUAAAUAGCCAAUGUUAAAUGUUACUUACCAAUCUAAAAAAACGUUGCAAGUUCAGCAUCAAACCGCAGACUGGACGGUACAGUGACUCACUAUCGUCUCUUGAGGCACAAGUGGUAUUACACAGGACGGGCCGGACCUAGCAGGUUAGCAUGCUAACUUCAGUAGAUAUUUCUG